Salmo salar (Atlantic salmon) is the source of this 3976-nucleotide messenger RNA. The record is from RefSeq and is a predicted model, not a curated record. NCBI's taxonomy places the organism in Eukaryota, Metazoa, Chordata, Actinopteri, Salmoniformes, Salmonidae.
GGUUGGGACAAUGAAGUGGGAUAUUUGUCUGUUCCAGUUGUACAAUGGACACUACAGAGUUCCGGAGGAGAGGGAAGGAGAUGGUAGACUUGAUAGCAGGUUACCUGGAGAACAUCGAGCAGAGGACGGUGUACCCCAACGUGGAGCCUGGGUACCUGCGGUCCCUCAUCCCUGAGGAGGCCCCUGAGGAGCCUGACACCUACGAGGACGUGGUCAAAGACAUUGAGAGGGUCAUCAUGCCUGGGGUGACCCACUGGCACAGCCCGUACUUCUAUGCCUACUUCCCCACGGCUAACUCCUUCCCGGCCAUGCUGGCAGACAUGCUGUCUGGAGCUAUUGGUUGCAUCGGAUUCUCCUGGGCUGCCAGCCCAGCGUGUACAGAGCUGGAGACAGUCAUGAUGGACUGGCUGGGGAAGAUGCUCAAGCUGCCAGAAGACUUCAUCGCCGGGACACACGGACAAGGAGGAGGCGUCAUCCAGGGUACGGCCAGUGAGGCAACUCUUGUGGCUCUCCUAGCUGCCCGCUGCAGGGCGGUCAGAAUGAUCCUGGCCAGUGACCCACAACGUCCAGAGACUGGCAUUACCUCCAAACUGGUGGCCUACUCCUCUGACCAGGCUCAUUGCUCGGUGGAACGAGCAGGUAUGAUUGCCGAAGUGAGGAUGAAGAAGAUUCCAACGGAUCAGUCAGACAAGUAUGCUGUCCAGGGAGAGACCCUCCGGAGAAUGAUACAUGAAGACAAGGCUGCAGGACUCAUCCCCUUUUACUUCUGUGCUACUCUUGGGACCACUCCCUCAUGUGCAUUUGAUCACAUUACUGAACUUGGGCCCAUAUGUAACGCAGAGAAAAUCUGGAUGCACAUUGAUGCUGCAUAUGCUGGGAGUUCCUUUAUCUGUCCUGAAUUCAGACCUCUGUUGAACGGCAUUGAGUUUGCAGACUCUUUCAAUUUCAACCCACACAAAUGGCUGUUGGUCAACUUUGACUGCUCUACAAUGUGGGUGAAGAAAAGAUCUGAUCUCAUUGGGGCCUUCAAGAUGGAUCCUCUAUACCUGAAACAUGAUCAUCAAGAGUCAGGAAUGAUCACAGAUUACAGGCACUGGCAGAUUCCACUGGGCCGAAGGUUCCGCUCUCUCAAGAUGUGGUUUGUGUUCCGGAUGUAUGGGCUCAAAGGCCUUCAGGACUAUAUCCGUAAGCAUGUGGAGUUGGCCAAAGAGUUUGAGAGCCUGGUUCGCGCUGACCAGCGCUUUGAGAUCAGCGCAGACGUCGUCUUGGGGCUGGUCUGCUUUAGACUAAAGGGUUCCAAUGAGGUUAAUGAGACCUUGCUGAAGAGGAUCAACAACGGCAGGAAGAUCCACCUGGUGCCGUGCCUGCUGUCUGGUCAGUUUGUGCUGCGCUUCGCCCUCUGCGCCCGCACCACCGAGUCACGUCACAUCCGUGAGGCCUGGCGACUCAUCACACAGCUGGCCGACGAGGUCAUGCAGGAGCUGCCCCACUGACCAUCCACAUUGACUAUACAGGCUGGGUUGGACCAGGAGCUGUAUGUAUCAAGCAGUAUUUCAGAGUAAGAGUGCAGGUCUAGGAUCAGGUCCCCCCCCUGUCUAUUCAUCAUAAUCUAAAAGGCUAAACUGAUCUUAGAUCAGCACUCCUACUCUGAGAUGCUUGAUGAAUAAGGGCCCUAACCCCACCUGACCAUGGCCGGUAUUCAAAAAGCAUCUCAGAGUAGGAGUGUCCAUGUUAUCUUAUUCCUUAUGAAGUAAAAGGCUGAACUGAUCAUAGUUCAGCACUCCUACUCUGAGAUGCUGUAUGAAUACAGGCCUGGAUCUCACUCAGUGGAGGCUGCUGAGGGGAGGACGGAUCAUAAUAAUGGCUGGAACGGAGGGACUGGAAUGGCAUCAAACCAUGUGUUGAUGUAUUUGAUACCAUUCCACCGAUUCUGGUAGCGGAAUCGGAGUUCUACCGGAGUUCUACCAGAGUUAUGCUCUGACCCCACACCAGUGUGCUAAAUGAGAGAGGCCAGGCUAGAGACGGGCACCACCUCCCUCAGGGCUCUGUGUAUGCCCCGCCUGCUCCUCCAACCCCUCUCCACCCUCACCCACCCUGCCCUGUCCCCUCUCAACCAACUGUUCAUCCAAAUCACUUUAGAGAAAGGUCAGCGUGCUAAAAAUACAGGCAAGGACUUAGUAUGAGUAGGGCUUUAUCUUGUCUGGGGUUUAUCUAGGCUCUGAUCACUCAGCUGUGUUUACCUGCUCUAGUGGAGUGAUUAGUAGAGGUAUUCAAUUCAGUACAACAUUAUUUAUCCCCUUAGGGGCAUAUUGAUUAAAACAUUGGUGUAGUCUAGGUCCCUAAAACAAGAUUUAAGAGUUGGAAAACAUUGUAUGGUUUAGCACCAUUAUACAGUAAAUAGAGAUAUAAAAAGUUAGUGUCCCACUUGCUGUUUGUCUGAAGUAUUGCCUUCCAAGGUUUGAGCUGUUCACUGUUUUCAUGAAGACCAAAAAAUAAGUACAACAAUGAACAGCUUGUUGACAUUAUGCCGAAGAGAGAAACAGGUAUUGUAUACCAGAGAAACAGGUAUUAUACCAGAGAAAUGGGUAUCUUAUACCAGAGUUGGGGCCAUUCCCAUUUCAAUUCAGUCAAUUUUGAAAGUAAACUAAAAUUCCAAUUCCAAAAUGUUCUCAUAAAGCAUUGAGAAAAAAAACUUGUAUUCCAUAAUGGACUGAAUUAAAAAGGAAUUGACCCCAACCCUGGUUCAUAACCAGCAUUGUCCUGAACAUCAUAGAGAUAGAAAAAGUUAUUGUCACACUUGCUGUUUGUCUGAAGUAUUGCCUUCCAAGGUUUGAGCUGUUCACUGUUUUCAUGAAGACCAAAAAAUAAGUACAAAAAUGAACAGCAUGUUGAGAUUAUGCCAAAUAGAGAAACAGUUAUCGUAUGCCAGAGACACAGGUAUCUUUUAUACCAGAGUUGGGGCCAUUUCAAUUCAGUCAAUUCUGAAAAUAAACAAAAAUUCCAAUUCCAAAAUGUUCUCAUAGAGAAGCAUUGAGAAAAAAAAAAAUCAUAAUCCACUGAAUUAAAAAGGAAUUGACCCCAACCCUGGUUCAUAAGCAGCUUUGUCCUGAACAUCAUAAUAACCCAUGAGACACAUGAGGAGACAAAUAGGAGCUCUUAUGGGAGCAACAGUUAAAACACUUACAGUAGGCCUUUGCCCUGAAGUGCAUGAAUAAAAUAUUCAGACAAAAGUUAAUGUCUCAGUUGAUUUGAAGAGACACAAAAACAAUAUGUACCUAGCUUCACUUAAUGCCCUCUGCAGUAGCAGUGAGCCAAGGAGGAAUUGACUUGAGAGGGUCUCUCCUUACGAAGGUAAUAUGAAUGUGUUUCAAAUGUGUGCUUUACUGUAUGCACAUCAUGUGAUGUUUCUGUUGGGCUGUUGGAUAAACAAACCAGUUGAAUUGGAUUAGACCUUUAAUCUGUGAAUCCCAGCAUGUCAUAGAGUCACUCAAAAUCAAAUCAAAUGUAUUUAUAUAGCCCUUCUUACAUCAGCUGAUAUCUCAAAGUGCUAUACAGAAACCCAGCCUAAAACCCCCAAACAGCAAGCAAUGCAGGUGUAGAAGCAAAAUAAAUAAACCAAGUCAUUUUAAGAGACAAAAUAUCUCUGUCCCUGGUUUGAUUCACAAGUCAAGUGUGCCUUUUGAAUGAGGUGUGUGUGUGUGUGUGUGUGUAGAAUAUGUGUAGUGGUCUCUUUUUGUGUCUGGUUACUUGAUAUAACCAGCACUGGGCUGACUGCUUCAGUCAACAUUAGGGGGAAAUUGCAUUGUAAACUUGAUCAGCUUUUACCUGGCAAUAAGGUGGUAGUGCAUUCCUAUGUUUUUUGAAGUGUAGCUGUAUUCUUUUAUAGGCAUUGAGUGGCUUUGUGGCUUCCUGCUGCUUAUCUGCCUUGUGGCAUCGUUGUACGGUCCUCUUAACACAACAAAAUAAAUGUGUUUGC